AUGGCAGCGCCGCCGCCCAACGGCCAUGAGCAAGGCGCUCCUCUGCCCAUGCUCCUGCCCGGCCAGCGCCCUACGCCUGAGCAAAUCGCAGAGAUUCAGCGACGAAUCGCCGAAGACGCCGAAAAGGCCGGCCUGACGGUUCCCGAGUUCAUCGAGCGUAUCAAGAAGCAGUCCAUGGAGCAGCAACGGAUGCAAAUGAUGCAGCAGCAGCAGCAGCAUGGCCCAGGGGGCCAUGUGCACGGAGAACACUGCAACCACGACCACGGCCACGGCCACGGCCACCAUCACCAACACCAGGCCCAGCCGAUCGUUCCCGGACCGCCCAAUCCCCAGGCUCUUGCCGUAGCGGCCUUUCUCAAAGGCCAGGAUCUCAAGCAGCGCACCAGCAUCCUGGGUGGUGAGCGCAAGGACAUGUUUAGAGUCAAGCGUGCUCUGCGAGCUCUGCAGUCGCCUGCGUACGAGAAGGCCCGCAAGAAGAACCCCCUUCUUCCCGAAAUCACGGAUCGCGCGUCCCUGGAAAACGCGUUCAAGCUGCUCCCCCUCAGCAUGCUGGCCCUGAGAGUCUGCAAGAUCGAGCCGGAGCUGGGUGCCAACGGCAAGAAGCCCAAGCGAGUCAAGGGCCAGUGGAACGUGCGAAUCGAGCAGCAGCAGGACGCCGGCGACGACAUGUACUACGUCUGGCUGUACGAGGGCAGCCAGAUCAAGCGCCAGCUUUAUGCUGCUGUCGCUCUUGUCCUGAUCUUCAUCGUCGUGCUGUACCCUCUCUGGCCGCUGGUGCUGCGCCAGGGCGUCUACUACCUCAGCUGGGGCCUGCUGGGCCUGCUGGGCCUGUUCUUCCUCAUGGCCAUCUUCCGCGUCAUCCUGUUCUGCGUCACGUACUUUGCCGUGCCCCCGGGCCUGUGGCUGUAUCCCAACCUGUGGGAAGAUGUUUCCUUUAUGGACAGUUUCCGUCCCGUGUGGGCGUGGCAUGAGUCUGCCGCCGACAAGAAGAAAAAGAAAAAGGCCAAGACUGCCGCCCGAUCUGUCGGCCCCAAUCCCGCCUUCGCCGCUGCCACGGGCCAAGUAGCGCCGACCGCCGCCACCACCACCGGCACCGAAACACAGAUCAACAAGAGCGUGCUGCAACAGCGACACUACGAAGCCCCCAAAGUGGAGGAGCUAGCCGACGACGAGUAG
Molecule: messenger RNA, 1176 nt
Organism: Ustilaginoidea virens
Lineage: Eukaryota; Fungi; Ascomycota; Sordariomycetes; Hypocreales; Clavicipitaceae
Exons: 3
Coding region: 1-1176 (391 amino acids)
Biological process (GO): post-translational protein targeting to membrane, translocation
Cellular component (GO): endoplasmic reticulum membrane; endoplasmic reticulum
Source: RefSeq, a predicted model, not a curated record